CUCCCCCUCGCAUAAACGAUUUUAUGCGGGACUAUAAACAAAUGAGCAAUAACCCUGUUCCCAUUUCUUUGCUCGAUUGGCGCUGGACGGGAUGGCGGCCGUAAUAUCAGAAUUAGUUGCUCGCAGUGAUUCUGAAUCUGUACAGGUGGUGCAGGAGAUCGUGAGAUUAGAAAGAAAGAUUUUCCCCAAGCACGAGUCUCUCGCGAGAUCAUUGCUCGAGGAAGUAAGCAAGAAGAACACUGGUCUGUUAUUCCUCAAGAUAGGAAAAGGAAAAGGAGAGGAAGAAAUCGUGGGGUAUGUCAUGUACUCCUGGAUCUCUUCUCUAUGUGCCUCCAUCACCAAACUCGCGGUGAAGGAAAAUCAUAGAAGGCAGGGUCAUGGAGAAGCUUUGUUGAAAGCAGCUAUGCAAAAAUGUAGAACAAGGAAAAUUCAACGAAUUUGCCUUCAUGUUGAUCCUAUGAGAACUCCUGCAGUUUCCCUCUACAAUAAGAUUGGCUUUCAAAUUGAUGAGUUAAUUGAAUGUUACUAUUCUUCAGACAGAAAUGCUUAUAGGAUGUACUUGGAUUUCGGUGAUUGACGUUAUUCUUAUUUGUGCUUGUAAUGCUAUUAACCUCAACUGUAUUAAUUGACUCAAUUCUUUACUUGAUUGAAUUGGAACAUCAAUUUUUCUUGACAUUGUUUUGAGAAAUAUUAUGGAAAUGCCAACAUUCAAUUUCCC
Elaeis guineensis (African oil palm) is the source of this 718-nucleotide messenger RNA. RefSeq lists its product as uncharacterized. Lineage: Eukaryota; Viridiplantae; Streptophyta; Magnoliopsida; Arecales; Arecaceae. Gene Ontology annotation, molecular function: acyltransferase activity, transferring groups other than amino-acyl groups. The record is from RefSeq and is a predicted model, not a curated record.